This is a messenger RNA of Lolium rigidum, 620 nucleotides long. RefSeq names its product heavy metal-associated isoprenylated plant protein 46-like. Bases 123 to 506 code for a protein of 127 amino acids. The transcript has 2 exons. NCBI's taxonomy places the organism in Eukaryota, Viridiplantae, Streptophyta, Magnoliopsida, Poales, Poaceae. The record is from RefSeq and is a predicted model, not a curated record.
CAAGCUAGAAGACACUGACACAGCUUCUGUUUGGAUUGCAUCUGCAGAAGAUCGAUCAAUAGCCUACUCUACUACUCAACCUAUUCUUCGUUCCAACACACAAAGACAGCAGCCAGCACGCGAUGAAGCAAAAGAUUGUCAUCAGAGUGAGCAUGUCGUGCGACAAGAGCCGGUCGAAAGCCAUGUCGAUGGCGGCGAGAACAGCCGGGGUGAUCUCGAUGGGCAUCACCGGCGACGCGAGGGACCAGCUGGAGGUGGUCGGCGACGGCGUCGACCCCGUGUGCCUCGUUAGCUGCCUCCGCAAGAAGCUCGGCGUCGCCCACAUCGUGAAGGUGGAGGAGGUGAAGGACCCGAAGCCGGAGGAGAAGAAGAAGGAGGAUCCCAAGCCGCCGGUGCCCGUAGUGUGCCCGCCGCCGCCCUGCUACCCCGGUCCCGGCUAUUACCACCACCCGUACCCGUCGCAGAUGGUGGUCUGCGAUGAGCCCAGCAACUGCGGCAUCAUGUGAUUGCCAGCGACCGACUUCUUGCUACAUUAUUUGGCAGCAACUAUAGAUAUGUGCAUGUUUUGUUGGUUGAUUACAGUAAAUAAAAAAGGAGAAAUGGAUAUAUUGAGGGGUUCA